CUAGAAAAUCUAGUGUGUUUCUCUUGCCGCUAACUCUCCUUCUCUCUGUUUUCUCUUGCCACUGCUCUCACAGUCGCCUUGCUUCGUUUGUUUGUUUUUGAGCAUCUGGCCGGCCAUGGAUACAUCAUCUCUCGUGAUUAAUCAUCAUCAGUCUCUAUCUCGCAUCAUCAAACUUCCCCAUGUACCCAAAUCUUAUGCUUUCUCCUCCUUUCAAUCCUUUCAGACCAGACAACUCCUAAACAAGCAGCUCUCUUUCCGAGCUACAUCUCCUGCUGCGGUACAAAGAGACAACUACGAAACUGCCUCCUUCGUGGAAGACGACGACGAAUCAUACGGAGAAGUCAACAGAAUCAUCGGAAGCCGGAUGGCGGCAGGAGGAGGUGGCGCCGCCAUGGAGUACCUAAUCGAGUGGAAAGACGGCCAUUCCCCAUCGUGGGUCCCAUCCAGCUACAUCGCAGCAGACGUGGUGUCCGAGUACGAGACACCCUGGUGGACCGCCGCGAGGAAAGCCGACGACCAAGCACUCGCUCAGCUUCUCGAAUCGUCGGAAGGUCGCCGCGACGCCAACACGGUAGACGAAAACGGAAGGACGGCGCUCCUGUUCGUGGCGGGGCUUGGUUCGGACAAGUGCGUAAGGCUCUUGUCCGAAGCUGGAGCCGAUCUUGACCACCGGGACAUAAGAGGCGGCUUAACCGCGCUGCACAUGGCGGCCGGGUACGUGCAACCGGAUGCGGUGGCGGCGCUGGUGGAGCUCGGAGCGGAUGCUGAGGUGGAAGACGAGAGAGGGUUGACGCCGCUGGAGCUGGCGAGGGAGAUUCUGAAAACGACGCCGAAAGGGAACCCGAUGCAGUUCGGUCGUAGAAUAGGGCUGGAGAAGGUGAUCAGCAUUCUUGAAGAUCAAGUGUUCGAGUACGCGGAGGUGGAGGAGAUUUUGGAGAAGCGAGGGAGAGGGAAAGACGUGGAGUAUCUGGUGAAAUGGAAGGACGGUGGAGAUUGCGACUGGGUGAAAGGUGUACACGUGGCGGAAGAUGUGGUGAAGGACUACGAAGCUGGGCUUGAGUACGCUGUGGCGGAGAGGGUGAUGGGAAAGAGGAUGGGGGACGAUGGCAACACUGAGUAUCUUGUCAAAUGGACUGAUAUGGCUGAUGCCACGUGGGAGCCUGAGGAGAACGUUAACAUUAGCCUUGUGCAACUCUACGAACAAGAAGAAGAGGCUCAACCUGUUAAUGAGCUUGAGCUUGGGAUAAUUAAGGAAUAACGCCAUGAUUUUGGUUUUGUUUUGUUUUGUUUCUUUCUUUUGAAAUUUUCUUUUUAACUAAAUAUUUCACAAAAAGGGCAUUUGUCAACGAUGUGUUAGAAAAUUUGCUGAGAGUACUGGAACACCUGGUGAAUUCUAAUUUCACAAAGAAGCAUUUCUUAAUUAGUC
Brassica oleracea var. oleracea is the source of this 1426-nucleotide messenger RNA. RefSeq names its product signal recognition particle 43 kDa protein, chloroplastic. Bases 116 to 1258 code for a protein of 380 amino acids. Gene Ontology annotation, molecular function: protein binding. Lineage: Eukaryota; Viridiplantae; Streptophyta; Magnoliopsida; Brassicales; Brassicaceae. The transcript has a single exon. The record is from RefSeq and is a predicted model, not a curated record.